Messenger RNA from Symbiodinium sp. CCMP2456, 1101 nucleotides. The record is from the annotation of a GenBank genome assembly. NCBI's taxonomy places the organism in Eukaryota, Dinophyceae, Suessiales, Symbiodiniaceae.
GCCGAGAUGCCGAUUGCCACCGUGGCCCUCAGCACGUGGUCCCUGUUGCGAUGCAGAGGGCUGGGACAGGAUGUGGGGACGGCUGCAGCCGCCGACGGGGAUCUCGGCAGAGUGGCGGCGAAACGUGCGGUCGAGGUUCUCUCCACUCUCGGCACAGGACGCGCCCAAUCCCCCGGCGCUUCAACUGCGCAGUGCCUCUGCCUGGCAAAUCUAGCCAGUGCGUCGCCAGAGGCUGCGACUUCGGCAGCGGCCGGCGCUCCUGAGCUUGCAGCGCAGGCUGCGCGGCUGGCGGCGCUCGGCAGGCAUCAGCAGCAAGUGCAGUGGAUCCUUCGAGCCUUCUUCGCGAUCCUGGCAUCCUCCAAGGAUGCAUUGGAAGGUGCGCUCGAGCCAUCGAACACGACCGUCUUGUCCACCACGGUCCUGGGUGUGCGGGCAGCUGCAGAUCGAGAUGAGGCGAUAUGCCUGGAGCUCUUCGAGCAACUGCUGCAGCUCUUUGCGCGCACGGAGAGGCCGGAGACAGUGGCAGCAGAGCUUCUUCGUGCGGAGAUUCUGCCUUGGCUGAUGCGUUUCAGCCUCAAGCGUUCUUGUGCCUGUGCGGCCUUCUGCCGUGUCAUGGACAUCCUGGCUUUCUCCAGCGGCGUCCUGGCUGGGAAGCCAUUGUUGCUCCGCUUCCUGGGGCAGCUGAUAGAGGCGGUUCGUGGCCAGUGCAAGAUCCCGGCAUCGGACCUUUGGAGAAAUCGACGUCUAACGUCGGCCAUGAACUUCAUCGCGUCUCUUCGAUUGUGUCCGAGGAGCACGGCCUUGGUAGCAAAGGGCAAUGCCCCCGAUGCAGGGACCAGGCGUCCGAUCUCCACUCCUGCAGCAGCAGGCUUAGAUCUGUGGUUCGACCUCGUUGAUGGCUCAUUGCCUGGAGGCGCACCUCGUUCUGUGCGCAGCGCUGCGCUGCGGGUGUUGCUGGCAGUAGCCUCCAGCGAUUCGCCUCAUGCCAAGGCGGGCAUUGAUGCCUGGCCCAGGCUUGCCCAGUGGCUGCGUGGGACCAGGUCUGCUGCCGAAUGCAGACGCAUGACGCCCCGCGAAGGCAUCCUGCACCGAAUGGCCGAG